CUGUUAGUGAGACCAGAGAGAGAGAGAGAGAGCGCAUCUCAUUUCCCUCUCCACCGUUUUUUUUUGUUGUUGUAAAGAGAGUAGCAAGGUGUGUAAGUGACGCAUAUAAACGUGUAUAAGUAGUUUUGUGCAUAUAGAAUAAUUAUAGAAUAAUUAGGCUAUUGUGUUUCGCUUUAAGCAGUAUUUAUAAAGUAGCCUUAAAUGUAUAUACCGUAAAAAAAAAAUACAAAAAAUACGCUACUUUUUUUAUCGAGUCAAAAAAUGCUUUGAGCUGAAGCGGAACAUCCUUCCGCUGCCAUCAUGAAGACAGGCUGCGGGGUCUGACAACACGCUCUCUCUCGUACGCCGGGCCCUGAUUGGAUGGAAUAACCAACCACCUGUGACGUCAGGUGACCUCGAUUGAUCGCAGGAGGCGGAGCCUGGAGUCAUCUCCGUGGCGUACACACAGAGAGAAGACUACAACAUCUCCCUAAAGAACUACAACCCCCAGAGAGAUGGUGACCACAACCCCCUGAUCUCAACCCUCCUCUCCUUCAGGACUACAACAUCUCCCUAAAGAACUACAACCCCCAGAGAGAUGGUGACCACAACCCCCUGAUCUCAACCAUCCUCUCCUUCAGGACUACAACAUCUCCCUAAAGAACUACAACCCCCACAGAGACGGGGACCACCAUCACACUAUGGACGUCACAACCCCCUGAGCUCCACAAGGACUACAACUCAACAUCUCCCUAAAGGACUACAACCCCCAGGGUUCUGAGCGGAGCAGCCAUGAGCGCAGCAGCAGCAGCAGCGGAGACCCAGGUGAAGUGUGUGCUGGUGGGGGACAGCGCUGUUGGGAAGACGGCCCUCCUGGUUCGCUUCACCUCAGAGACGUUUCCUGACUGCUACAAACCAACUGUGUACGAGAACACUGGCGUAGAAGUCUACAUGGACGGGGCUCCGAUCAACCUGGGUCUGUGGGACACGGCAGGAAAUGACACGUUCAGACAGAUCCGUCCGAUGUCCUAUAAGCAGGCGGAUGUGGUCCUGAUCUGCUACUCCGUGGCCAACGCCGCCUCCCUCGCCAACGUCAAGCACAAGUGGCUGGUAGAGGUGCGUGAGAAUCUUCCUCGUGUUCCGGUUCUGGUGGUGGCGACUCAGACGGACCAGCGUGACACCGGGCCUUACCGCGCCUCCUGCUCCUCCGCCGCCGAGGGCAAACGCCUCGCCCAGGACGUACGGGCCAAGGGGUACCUGGAGUGCUCGUCGCUAAGCAACCGCGGCGUGCAGCAGGUGUUCGAGUGUGCGGUGCGGACGGCGGUGAACCAGGCCAGGAAACGGACGCGUCCGCGGAUGUUUGAUAUCAACAGCUGCACGGUGUUGAUUUGACCUUUGACCUCAAAAAACCUUUGGGACCUCCUAGGGUUGGGGUUUGGUGAUCGGUGGAUACCCGAAGCCUCUAGCGACUGCUCUAGGAUCAGGACUCGGGGCCCAGUGGCGACUCCGACUUGGACUCAACACCGGGGACUUGGGACCGGACUGGCGGCUUAGUGACUGGACUACAUCACUGU
Molecule: messenger RNA, 1553 nt
Organism: Salmo salar (Atlantic salmon)
Lineage: Eukaryota; Metazoa; Chordata; Actinopteri; Salmoniformes; Salmonidae
Source: RefSeq, a predicted model, not a curated record